Molecule: messenger RNA, 1711 nt
Organism: Caenorhabditis sp. 36 PRJEB53466
Lineage: Eukaryota; Metazoa; Nematoda; Chromadorea; Rhabditida; Rhabditidae
Source: the annotation of a GenBank genome assembly
AUGGCCUCCAAAAAAGUGACGUUCGACGUGGCAGAUGACGUGGCGUCGCCAGCGCCAAAAGCAACGAAGAAGAGCAGGACGCCGAUGAAGAAAAAGGCAAACGGACGUGUGCAGAGGCACACUCAGAAGACGUUGCAAAGAGUGAAAGGUAGGGGAUUUCGGUCGAUAUCGUGUUGAAUUCUCAUUUGUGUCCAGAAGAAAUGGAGAAUGAAAACGACGUGGAAAAUGACGGAAAAGUGGAUGAGAAGACAAAGAAAGAAGCGAAAAAGCAGGUGAAAACAGAAGAUUCAGACGUGGCAGGUUCGUUUUCCACGUUGAGAAAUGCUUUAACAUUCAUUCUUUAUAGAUGUACAAAAUGAAGAAAAACCGAAGAUAGAAUCGAAGAAGCGGGUAAAAGUGGACGGUGAAGAUUUUGAUUCAGAGUCUGCAGCCGCGAAACCAAAAAAGAAGAAAAAGACGUGUGGAGAGUCUGAGGCACAGAAGAGGUCACGUGAAACCGUCGGAGCAGAAGUGCUCUCCGCCGUCGGCUCUUCCCAGAAAAUGCUCGGAUUCCACGUGAGCGCUGCCGGAGGGCUCGAACAAGCGAUUUAUAACGCUCGCGCCGAGGGCUGCCGCAGUUUCGCCCUUUUCGUUCGCAAUCAACGCACGUGGAAUCACAAACCGAUGACCGAGGAGGUGGUGGAGAACUGGCGGAAAGCGACGGAAGAAACGGGCUUCCCAAUGGAUCAGGUGGUGCCGCACGGAUCGUACCUGAUAAAUGCGGGCUCACCGGAAGCGGAUAAACUCGAAAAGUCGAGGGCAGCGAUGGUGGACGAAUGUCAGAGGGCCGAGAAGUUGGGCAUUCGGAUGUACAACUUCCAUCCGGGAUCCACGGUCGGAAAGUGCGAGCGGGACGAAUGCAUGCGGACGAUUGCGGAGACCAUCGAUUACGUGGCCGAACGCACCGAGAAUAUCGUUUUGGGUAAGCCAAACUUUGAUAUUUCAAACUUAUUCAAAUUUGCGAGGGGGACUUCACCAUAAACUAGUUUUUGCGGAAAAAAAGAAAAACGCGUGCGAAAGAUCUGCUAGAAGUGGGGGCCAGUGUUGAGAUCUGUAGAUCUGUAUUUUUCGUUAAUUUUUUGUAUUUUUGAAAACGUUUUCACUGCCAGUUUAGUGAAAUAAAAUAAAAUGCAUUAUUCGUGUUUAUUACUUUAUAGUUUUCCACUAGGGUCACGUUAAAUGGCGAACGCGCUGUUUAGUAGUUUCUGCAACUUUGUGACGUCACACUAUCUAAGCAGAAAUGUUCAAUCUAACUUCAGUUCUCGAGACCAUGUCCGGCCAAGGCAACUCGAUUGGUGGAACAUUCGAAGAGCUCAGGUACAUCAUCGACCGAGUGAAAGACAAAAGCCGCGUGGGCGUGUGCAUUGACACGUGUCACAUCUUUGCCGCUGGAUAUGAUAUUCGAACGGAGAAGACGUACGAGCAGACGAUGAAAAAGUUUGAAAAUAAGAUCGGAUGGGAGUACCUGAAGGCGAUGCACAUCAACGAUUCGAAAGGAGACCUCGGAUCGCAUUUGGAUCGACACGAACACAUUGGUGCGGGUAAACUGGGAACAAGGACGUUCGAGUUGCUGAUGAAAGAUGCGAGAUUGAAUGGGAUUCCGAUGAUUUUUGAGACGCCAGAGGGAAAAUAUCCAGAGGAGAUGAUGCUGUUGUACGGAAUGGAAAACUGA